GUCACAGGAAGUGUUGCAGCAGUUAGCUCGUGUUAGCCUCGUAGUGAUAAAGAUGAAGACCCCCCGCUCUCUGUUGGUCUCUGAGCGCUCCAGUUUCCGGGAUCAAAAGACCCGGAUAAAGUCUCAGGUGGAGCAGCUGCACUUCAACUACAAGGUGUCUGUGCUGCUCCCUGAGUGCUGCUCCGCCCCCCCUCACCUGGAUUCUAUCUUCAACACUUUCAACAGCUUUUACCUGAUCAGAAAUCUGCCCGUUUACGAACUACUGGACAAAAACUUUCUAGAGACCGCCGUGUACCAAGGGAGUGUGUAUGGUGUAUCCUACAGGACCAGGAUAGAUGAGGAUAACUGCGUCGCUCUGACGCCUAAAGGUCACCUGACUCUCUCUCUGGACAAAGACUCGUUUGAGAUGUUGGGUGUUGAAGGGAAACCGUCCAGAUUCAACCACAGAACAAAAUGCAGAUUCGUAGUGUCUGUGGAUUUGACUGACAGCAGCAUGGCUCCUGGUGGGCGGGGCUACCAGAGACUCCUGACAGGUCUGAGGUCAAGACUUCAGCUGAAGACUGACUUCCUGCUGUCACAUUAUCCAGGGGGUGGAGCCUCUCUUCAGGCCCUCCUGUCUCGUUACGAUUGGUCGGAGCACAGACCUCAGAUCAGCCAACACACUUUGACAGACCUGUCCUGUCCUGUCCUGCAGUCAUGUGACCCUCACAGCUUCAUGGAGUGGCUUGGAGCUGUGGACGCCAACGUCAGCUGUGAGAACUCGUCCAGCAGCUUCCUGUCCUCGCUCGUUUGUCCUGAGCCCAAGACGACCGUCAGCCGAGCUCUAAGCGUGUCCGUCUGCGGCCUGCUCCUCCCCCACGAUGUCCACCGCCUCAUCCAGGAGAUCAGGUGUUACCUGGAGCAGCCUCACCUGGAGUCCUGGGUGUGUCUGACAGUUCACGGUUUUGCUGACAGUCCUGUUUCGUGGGGUGAUAACGAGCACAGCGUCCUGAAAGGAGGAGAAAACUUCUACAGUUUGCUCAUGUUCCAGGACGACACCUACCACCUUCACCUGGCUACAGGAGCCCACGACACCUGUCCACCCUGACCACACCUCUCACCAGGACCACCUCUCCCCUCAGGCUGGGACACAUGUUCAAAGAUGAAACCUUGAUCAUCAGAUAUUUUCUGACUUUAUUUGUAUUUGAGUUUUUUUUAUUUUCUUGUUUUUUGUACAAAGAGUGAAAUUGAAGGAAAUAAAGUUUCUGUUAUUGUUGAA
Molecule: messenger RNA, 1258 nt
Organism: Labrus mixtus (cuckoo wrasse)
Lineage: Eukaryota; Metazoa; Chordata; Actinopteri; Labriformes; Labridae
Gene: rpp40
Product: ribonuclease P/MRP 40 subunit
Exons: 8
Coding region: 53-1087 (344 amino acids)
Biological process (GO): endonucleolytic cleavage in ITS1 to separate SSU-rRNA from 5.8S rRNA and LSU-rRNA from tricistronic rRNA transcript (SSU-rRNA, 5.8S rRNA, LSU-rRNA); tRNA 5'-leader removal; tRNA 3'-end processing
Cellular component (GO): ribonuclease MRP complex; multimeric ribonuclease P complex
Molecular function (GO): ribonuclease P activity; ribonuclease MRP activity
Source: RefSeq, a predicted model, not a curated record